Molecule: messenger RNA, 1717 nt
Organism: Styela clava
Lineage: Eukaryota; Metazoa; Chordata; Ascidiacea; Stolidobranchia; Styelidae
Source: RefSeq, a predicted model, not a curated record
AGCGUGAACUGACGUUGACUUUGGAUCAAAACAAACGAUUUUACACUAAUGAACGACGUUGGGAAAGAUUAGUCUGACACGCAUAUUGUGCGAAAAACCUAAUUAAUAUACUAUCCCUCAUGUCUCGCUAAUCACGACGGUUCAAUGCUGGUACGUUUCUUCCUCGCGUUACCAGGCGGGUGGAUUAUUAGAGGAAACCAAUAAAACGUGUGCUGGGAUGGAAGUUAAUUUAGUUUUAUUUAUUGUAGGGUUAUACAGUUAACUCAUUACGCAUUUGACUUGCUAUUUCGGGUUACGAGUCUUACGACGUUAUUAAAAAUCCAUGUCCAACUUCUUCUCUUCGCUCUAUAUAAGUACAGUGAAGUCCUAGCAGCAACAAGGUGGUUCAUUUGAUUGCGACCCUCGCAGAUGAAACAUCUAUGGCAGUUCUUAUCAAUUUUAUUCGCACAUUUGAUACGUAGCACUGAUGCCAUGUUAUAUCAGAUUAUUAUGAGGCAUGGCAGCGAAAACUCGAACAGUUCGGUAUAAUAUUUCAUUAUAGGUGAGAAUUCGCAGAUUUGUUUGUACUGUACAUCUCUGCAUAUAUAUAUAUAAAUAAGUUUAGUUUUAUAACAUACUACACAGACAUUCUACAACUAUAUAUUGUACCAUCAUAUAAUUUACUAUUCACAGUAUUUGGUUAUUCAUUCAUAUAGUAAAUUGCGAAGAGGAAUAAAGAUUAUUAAGAAAGAAUUUUGAGAUAUAAUAGAAAAAUGCCUUCAGCCAUUACCCGCACCAGCGAUGUUAGCUAUCUGGCUUUCGGUGACGUAACUGAGUUGGACAAACGGUUAAACGAACUGACUGCAAAGUAUGUUCCUAAACAUCGACGAAUUAGUUCCGAAUAUGGUUAUCAUUACGAAUCGCUUUCAGAAGACAUGCAAGAAAAGUGUUCGAGGGUCAGAAUAAUGCAGGAGGAUUCAUGCGAUUCCGAAGUGAAAGAUAAUCGGGUUCGAAAGGAUGUAAUCACUAGUGAUUAUACGGACACAACAGCGCUAAUUAAAGAACGGCGAAGAAAACUGAAGAAUGGGAUGUCCAGCCGCGAGCAGAUUGAAGAAUUAUCACAAAAAAUUUCAGACUUAUCCAACUUACAAAAAAAUAUUAAUGAAAUAUCAAGGAAACAUAAAAAAGCACUUUAUUCUCUCGGUGACGCAGAACUGGAACGCAGGCUGGAAAAACUUUUGGAAAGAAAUAAUUUGCCAAAAAGUGAAUCUCCGAAUAAAUAUCAUUCAAUUAAUGGUUCCACACUCCCGAAGAAAACUUCAGAAAGCAAUUUUGACAAGGCACAUUCGAAAAAAAUUUCUUUGGAAUUUGCCGCUUCAAAGUUGAGAAAUAUCAAAUCAGAUGACAGCAAUAAUUUACAGCGUGAGUCAGAUGAGUGGCUGUCUAAGCACAGUACACAUAUCACUAACUUCGUAAAUGUGUUCUUUUUCUCUUUGGAAAAAACUAUUCUUCGACAACAUUUCAAGUUCGUCCAACAAUUCAGAAACGUCGUAAAUCGGAAAGAGUUGAAUGUUCUUUAAUCACUGUUUCAGAUAUUUCAAAUGACAUUUUUUAAUUUUAUAUACUUUACUUUCGACUUCAUUUCAAUUUCAAGUACUUCGUAGUUCCAAUUCUGAUUUUUAAACUGCAAAACGUUGUUAUGUCCAAAUAUAAAAGAUGAAUAUGCUCUGUUACCCGA